Messenger RNA from Melanotaenia boesemani (Boeseman's rainbowfish), 3011 nucleotides. It is a transcript of the gene lmf2a, whose product is annotated as lipase maturation factor 2a. Gene Ontology annotation, cellular component: endoplasmic reticulum membrane. The transcript has 14 exons. The record is from RefSeq and is a predicted model, not a curated record. Gene Ontology annotation, biological process: protein maturation. The coding region runs from base 292 to 2508 and encodes 738 amino acids. NCBI's taxonomy places the organism in Eukaryota, Metazoa, Chordata, Actinopteri, Atheriniformes, Melanotaeniidae.
AUUUUAAAUGUAUACAAGAAGUCGAGAAAACCGACAACUUUUAUCCAGACUGAAUGGUGGUUAAUCCAUUUUCUCCACAUGGGCCUUGAAUGCAGCAUACCAUUCAAAGCAGCGGUUCGCAGUAGCGCUGUUCAUUCACCGGAGAGGUAGCGCCAUCUUGUGGCCGUUCGGCUGAAUUUAUUAACUUCACACAGCUACGUGUCUCCCGGUCCGACUACGUUAAAUCCCGCAUCCAGCUUCCUUCUUCAGACAAGCAAGCAGCAUUGUAGCAGACAAAACCAAGCGCCAGACAUGGGAGAAAUUAACCUGCCACGACGCCUGUUCCUUUGGUGCAUGGCGGUCAUCUACAUGAUCGCUUUCGUCUCCCUUUAUGUGCAGAUACCAGGUCUUUAUGGUAAUGAUGGGCUGCUGCCUGCCCGUUGGCAGCUGCGAUACAGUGGGAAGUCUCUGCUGGAGCAGCUGCUGUCUUCUCCUACACUUCUGUGGCUGGGACCUCGGCUCGGCCUGGACACUCAGGCUGCCAUGGAGCUGCUGUGUCUCGUAGGGGCCGCGCUGAGCCUUGCCGCCUCGCUGGUGGAGGCUCUCCGAGACAGCGUGGUGUUUUUCUGCCUCUGGGCCUUGUAUCUGUCCAUGUACCAAGUGGGCCAGGUUUUCCUCUACUUCCAGUGGGAUAAUUUGCUUUUAGAGACAGGGUUCCUUUGCAUCCUUGUGGCUCCGAUGACAUUAAUCAGGGGCUCUCGAGCAGUCAGGCAUCAUGACCGUGUCACCUUCUGGCUGAUUCGUUGGCUCCUCUUCAGACUCAUGUUUGCUUCUGGAGUGGUGAAGCUCACAUCAAGAUGUCCCACAUGGUGGGGCCUUACAGCGCUGACUUAUCAUUAUGAGACUCAAUGUAUCCCCACCCCACUGGCAUGGUUUGCCCACCAGUUGCCAGUGUGGUGGCAGAAGCUGAGUGUGGUGGGAACCUUUGUUAUAGAGAUUGCUGCACCUUUUCUCUUCUUCAGCCCACUGCGCAGGCUGCGACUUGGAGCUUUUUACUUGCAAGUGCUGCUUCAAGUUCUCAUCAUUCUGUCUGGAAACUACAACUUCUUCAACCUGCUGACCCUGAUUCUCUGUCUGUCUCUUCUGGAUGAUCGACAUGUAAAUUUCUGGCUGCGCAAGACAGAUGAGACCAAAGAUGAAGACAAUGACUCGAAGCUUCAGUCGUGGCUGUGCUACCUGCUGGAGUUGGCAGUCUGGUCUCUCAUGAUCUUUGGAACAAUUAAAUACUUUGAUCUGCAGGUGGAUACAACUAAGAAAGGCAUCUCAUCCCGGACAGCAUUCACAUUCCACCAGUUUAACGUGUUUCUAAAGACUGUGACUAUCCCCUGUGUCUGGAUUGGGAUCCUCUCUCUCACCUGGGAAAUGGUCACAUCUAUGUUCAGGUGUGCAUGUGUCUCUGGUUUCCUGAGGAGGUUUUGGGGAAUGAUCCAGUGGACAGUGUUUGCUGCUGCCACUGCUUCCAUGUUUGCUGUCAGUCUGGUGCCAUUCACCUACAUAGAGUAUGACUCUCAUGCCCGGUUGUGGCCCGGUGUGCGUCAGGCAUAUGAGGUGGUAGAUCGGUACCAGCUGGUCAACUCAUAUGGUCUGUUCAGAAGGAUGACUGGGGUUGGUGGAAGACCGGAAGUUGUCAUCGAAGGAAGCAACGAUGGUGCGACAUGGACGGAGAUUGAGUUCAUGUAUAAGCCAGGAAACCUGAGUGCAUCUCCUCUUGUGGUGACUCCACAUCAGCCCAGAUUGGACUGGCAGAUGUGGUUUGCCGCCCUGGGAACUCAUACGCAGGCUCCGUGGUUCACCAGCCUGAUGUACAGACUGCUGCAAGGCAAAAGAGAUGUAAUUGAGCUGAUCCAAACAGACGUAUCCAAGUAUCCCUUCCACCAGCAGCCUCCUGUGUACCUCCGAGCCCACCGCUACAGAUACUGGUUUACUUUGCCAAAGGCUGACGGCUCUUACCCACCAAGUUGGUGGCGGAGGGUCUACGAUGAAGAAUUUUAUCCCAUUGUCCACCUUGGAAACAACUUCCUGGAGAGCAUGCUCAACCAGUUCGGACUCAAGGACAAAUCCACUUCACGUCGUGUAUCCAACACCAUCCUUGCCCAGGCAGUGAGGUGGGUGCGCUCCCAGGUUAGAGGUGUUUAUGCCCACACGCUAAUCUGGACCCUCGUUGCCUGCAGCGCCACCUUCUGUCUGCUCCAGGGUGUCCGAAACGGAAACAAACGCAGAAAGAACCUUGUUCACAAUGCUGCUGCCACUGAGAGCGAUGACAAACAGGAUGUUUCUGAUGGCUCUCUACACCAUUGUGAGGAGGAAGAUGAGCAGCAACAAGAAGAGGAGGAAGAGGAAGAUGAGCAGCAACAAGAAGAGAAGGAAGUCAACGGUGGAGAUGAAGUAGAGGAGGGCGAAGGAGAGGGUAAAGACAUGGUUAGUGAGAAUGAUGAAGAGGAUGAGGAAGAUGACAGGAUGGAAAGAUGAGAUGUAGACAAUACUGCCAUAGACUCCUAUCACCACCUGCCUUCAUGAAGUUCUACAGAAGACCAAAGUUGUUUUGUGUCUAUUUUUUCCUCAUCAACCACUUGCCUAUUUUUGCCUACACCUUGCUGCACUUCAUAGUACACAUCUGUGUUUCCUCUAAUCACUGUGGAGCAGUGCAUUUUGAAUAAAAUGUACCUGGUUGGUUCAGACACUCGCUUAAAGGCUUAAUGUGAAACCAAUCAGAAACAUGAUGAAUAAAAGCAGAGUAUGUAAUUUAAAUGAUAAAAUAGACUGUUUUUUUUUCACCAGAGUAAAUGUAUUGCAUCAAUGUUACUGCCGCUGUUUCCUGUUUUUACACUUUCAGUUGUGUCUUGCUGUAUGUCCAGACAUAAAAGCUACAAGCACUGUUUUUUCCACAAAUAUAUAUAUUUUUUUGUAUUAUAAAUGAAAUGCCCCGGAGGAUUCUGCAGUAGUUUUGAAAUAUUUUUUAAUGCGUUGAAAUG